CCUGGGUGGCGGCGUGCAGAGGAGGUGACCCGCGACAGGAGGCUCCCAGUGUCCCGCAACCAUGACGGACCAGCAGGCUGAGGCCCGGUCCUACCUCAGCGAGGAGAUGAUCGCUGAGUUCAAGGCCGCCUUCGACAUGUUCGACGCUGAUGGCGGCGGUGACAUCAGCGUCAAGGAGUUGGGAACCGUCAUGAGGAUGCUGGGUCAGACGCCCACCAAGGAAGAGCUGGACGCCAUCAUCGAGGAGGUGGACGAGGAUGGCAGCGGCACCAUCGACUUCGAAGAGUUCUUGGUCAUGAUGGUGCGCCAGAUGAAAGAGGACGCCAAGGGCAAGAGCGAGGAGGAGCUGGCUGAGUGUUUCCGCAUCUUCGACAGGAACGCAGACGGCUACAUCGACGCCGAGGAACUGGCUGAGAUUUUUAGGGCGUCCGGGGAGCAUGUGACUGACGAGGAGAUCGAGUCUCUCAUGAAGGACGGGGACAAGAACAACGAUGGCCGCAUUGAUUUUGACGAGUUCCUGAAGAUGAUGGAGGGCGUGCAGUAAGAAGCCGAUAUCCGCAUCCUGCCUGGGAGGCGCGGCCCCUGCAGGCUGUGUCUACAAUAAAAGCAAAAAUUGCAAA
Messenger RNA from Sorex fumeus (smoky shrew), 620 nucleotides. RefSeq names its product troponin C2, fast skeletal type (gene TNNC2). The record is from RefSeq and is a predicted model, not a curated record. Lineage: Eukaryota; Metazoa; Chordata; Mammalia; Eulipotyphla; Soricidae. Gene Ontology annotation, cellular component: myosin II complex. The coding region runs from base 62 to 544 and encodes 160 amino acids. Gene Ontology annotation, molecular function: calcium ion binding. The transcript is spliced from 6 exons.